AUGGCAAGCCUACCACACACCACUACUGGCCUUGCCAGCGAGACACCAUCCACCUCCGAAACAGCAACGGGUGGCACCGCGGGCGGCAACCUCGCCCCCAAGGACUCGAACCUUGCAGCAGACGUCUCCAGCACCGAGAGCAAGGUGGGUGUGACGAGCAAUCAGGGCAAGGAUACCACGAGCAAUGCUCCUGGGAGUGCUGAGGCAGCGGCCGAAAAGUUGUAUGAGGAGAGGAUAGAGGAGGAGUAUGCUAAGCGUGAGGGUGGUGCCUGA
This is a messenger RNA of Recurvomyces mirabilis, 273 nucleotides long. RefSeq lists its product as uncharacterized. The transcript has a single exon. Bases 1 to 273 code for a protein of 90 amino acids. Lineage: Eukaryota; Fungi; Ascomycota; Dothideomycetes; Mycosphaerellales; Teratosphaeriaceae. The record is from RefSeq and is a predicted model, not a curated record.